GAGAAAUCAGAAUAUCAAACAAUACCUUUAGAAAAAAUCGAAGAUUUUGGUAAUAAAUAUUGGGUGAGCGUUCUUAGUUCUUCCAGUCUAUUAACAAAUACAGAUUAUACUACAGGACAAAUAUUGGAUUUAUCUAAUAAAUUAGAAGAAGCUGAAGUGACAAUAAAAAGAACGGGUAGAGGUAAUAAUUCAGCAACAAAUCUUACACAAGCAGCACGUGAUAGCUCUAUAACUACAAUUGAAAUUAUACAUGGUUUAAUGACACAAAUAAUUAAAGAAAGAUUAUUUAAUCAAGUUGGAGCGAAUAAGAUAGAUUAUGAUUAA
This is a messenger RNA of Polistes dominula (European paper wasp), 324 nucleotides long. RefSeq names its product COP9 signalosome complex subunit 5-like. The record is from RefSeq and is a predicted model, not a curated record. NCBI's taxonomy places the organism in Eukaryota, Metazoa, Arthropoda, Insecta, Hymenoptera, Vespidae.